CAACUAUCGUGAGAAAAUACCACCUCCAGCUCGGCCUGUUUGCCAUCGCUAACCGCGACCCAUCUGUCAAAUUUCUUUCUUUUCGUUGAUUUUUCGACGCCCGCACAAGCAAGAUGAAACAGAACCCGUUCGUGUCGUCGUCGCGCAGGAAGAACCGCAAGCGCCACUUCCAGGCACCCUCCCACAUCCGCAGGCGCCUCAUGUCUGCUCCCCUGUCCAAGGAGCUGCGCCAGAAGUACAAUGUGCGUUCCAUGCCCAUCCGCCGCGACGAUGAGGUCCAGGUGAUCCGCGGCCACUUCAAGGGCAACCAGGUGGGCAAGGUGGUCCAGGCCUACCGCAAGAAGUUCGUCGUCUACGUCGAGAAGAUCCAGCGCGAGAACGCCAACGGCACCAACGUCUACGUGGGCAUCCACCCCAGCAAGGUGCUGAUCGUCAAGCUGAAGCUCGACAAGGACCGUAAGGCCAUCCUGGAGCGUCGCGGCAAGGGUCGUCUGGCCGCUCUCGGCAAGGACAAGGGCAAGUACACCGAGGAGACCGCCGCCCAGCCCAUGGAGACCGCGUAAAUCGCCGGCUAAAACUCUGCUCUGGACAACUGGGACGUCGCUGUUUACUGUUUUUACCGUAACGCUUAGUGUAAAAAACAAAACAUCUGAAAAAAAUCGCGUGUGGAAACGGCGCCAUUCUUUACAAUAAAGAAAAGUUGAUUUUCGCAAUUGGA
This is a messenger RNA of Drosophila yakuba, 718 nucleotides long. RefSeq names its product 60S ribosomal protein L26 (gene RpL26). The transcript is spliced from 2 exons. Bases 114 to 563 code for a protein of 149 amino acids. Gene Ontology annotation, biological process: cytoplasmic translation; ribosomal large subunit biogenesis. NCBI's taxonomy places the organism in Eukaryota, Metazoa, Arthropoda, Insecta, Diptera, Drosophilidae. Gene Ontology annotation, molecular function: structural constituent of ribosome; RNA binding. Gene Ontology annotation, cellular component: ribosome; cytosolic large ribosomal subunit. The record is from RefSeq and is a predicted model, not a curated record.